AUGAAGGCAAUCGGCGUGGAGAACUACGGUCCUGUUGACCGUCUUGAAGCUUGGGAAGUCCCGAAGCCGACAGAUCUUCAGCCUCGGGAUCUUCUGGUUCGGAUCAAAGGUGUUGCUGUGAACCCUGUGGACACGAAGGUACGGAAUGAUUACUACGACCGCGUCCCUCGUCCAUUCCAGAUCACCGGGUACGAUGCCUCAGGCAUUGUUGAGGCUACCGGAUCACAAUGCUCGCUUUUCAAUGUUGGCGAUGAAGUAUACUAUUCGGGAAGCCCCAUCAGACAGGGAUCGAACGCCGAGUAUCAAUUAGUAGACGAGAGGAGUGUUGGCCGCAAGCCGAAAAGUCUCGAUUUCGUGGAAUCAGCUGCCAUGCCGUUGACGUAUAUCACGGCGUACGAAGCUCUUGUCGAACGACUGGAGAUUGAGAAGGAAGAAAAAGCAGCCCUUCUCAUCAUUAACGGCGCCGGCGGAGUGGGUGCUAUGGCUACACAGAUCGCACGUGUUGUGUUGGAUCUCCCUGUGGUCAUUACGACAGCGUCACGACCGGAGACAAUCCAAUUUACGAAAGACAUGGGUGCGACUCACGUCGUCAAUCACAGAGAGGAUGUCGCCAGUCAGAUCGAGAAGCUCAACCUCGAAGUACCGUUGAAGUAUAUCUUUAUUACACACUCGACAGACCAGUACAUGGACACGUGUGCUCGGGUUUGCGCGCCGUUCGGCAAGGUCUGCUCGAUCGUCCAAGGCCAAGCCAAGAUGUAUGGAACCGAGUUCAUGUCGAAGUCGUUGACGUUCGUCUGGUGUCUGCUUGGAACCAAGCCAUACCAUAAGGUGGAUGUAGAAUCGCACCAUCGCAUUCUGGAAGAGCUUACAGAUAUGAUCGAUGCGGGCAAGAUCAAGUGCCAUCUCACGAAGCGACUGAAAUUGACGCUUGACGGCGUGAAGAAGGGACAUGAGCUAUUGCAGUCUGGAGGGAGUAUAGGCAAAGUCGGGCUAGGUGUAGAUGAGCCAGGUCCUGGAGAGAUCUUUACAUAG
Molecule: messenger RNA, 1032 nt
Organism: Aspergillus niger
Lineage: Eukaryota; Fungi; Ascomycota; Eurotiomycetes; Eurotiales; Aspergillaceae
Exons: 4
Coding region: 1-1032 (343 amino acids)
Molecular function (GO): zinc ion binding; oxidoreductase activity
Source: RefSeq, a predicted model, not a curated record